Biomphalaria glabrata is the source of this 1174-nucleotide messenger RNA. RefSeq names its product oligoribonuclease, mitochondrial-like. Gene Ontology annotation, molecular function: 3'-5'-RNA exonuclease activity; nucleic acid binding. NCBI's taxonomy places the organism in Eukaryota, Metazoa, Mollusca, Gastropoda, Planorbidae. The record is from RefSeq and is a predicted model, not a curated record. The transcript has 7 exons. Gene Ontology annotation, cellular component: mitochondrion. The coding region runs from base 97 to 825 and encodes 242 amino acids.
GAAAAAUAACAAUGCUGGGCUACUCUAGUUCAAUUCGACCUAGAAUCUAGUGCAGAUCUAGAGUAGAUCAAAUUAAUCUACAAAUCUAGAUCUAUUAUGGCUCAUGUGGCAAGGAUUUGUUUGAGCCUCAGAUCAAAAGUCUGUCUAGCAGCAGCUUAUAACUUUAAAACUAUUUUCAAUAAACCAUCUAAAACCAACAGCUGCUUGUACAGAAUCGCCAGUGUGAAGGGAAUGAGCUCAAAUGCUAACAUGCCAUGUCAAGACAAAGGAAUUGAAUCGCUAUCAAAAAACACUCCCAUCAUAUGGAUUGAUUUAGAGAUGACUGGUUUGGAUGUUGACAAAGACAGAAUUAUAGAAAUUGCUUGUUUGGUAACAGAUGGUGACCUUCAACUUAUUGCUCAGGGUGAGGACCUUGUGAUAAACCAGAGUGAUGAAAUUUUAAACAAUAUGGGAGAAUGGUGCACCAAUCAGCAUGGACAAUCAGGAUUAACAGAGGCAGUAAGAAAAAGUCAAAUCAGUACUGCUGAAGCUGAGCGUCGCAUUCUUGAUUUCUUAAGAAAACACACAGAAGAAAGAACAUGUCCUUUGGCUGGGAACUCAGUAUACAUGGACAAACUAUUUCUAGAGAAAUAUAUGCCUUCUUUAACUCAACACUUACACUAUAGAAUUAUAGAUGUCAGCACUGUGAAAGAAAUAUGUAGACGCUGGUAUCCACAGAAUUAUGAAUCUGCUCCUACCAAAAAAUCAUCCCACAGGGCGAUGGAUGACAUUCUUGAAAGUGUUGAAGAAUUAAAAUAUUACAGAUCAACAAUUUUUAAAAGUUGAAUAAUAAUACAUCACUAUUUAGUAUUGAUUGAUCAUAAGAAACAUUGCCUAAUCUGUUUUAUUUUAGGUGAAUAGAAAAAAAAAAGUGAAAAAAAAAAUGUUUCCAUGAUGUUAGUCCUUUAUUUCAUCAAAUCUAAUUGUACACACUUGUAUACAAAACCAUUUGUUUUAGACCUUCGUAACCAUAAAAUGUUAUAUCUUUUUUAUUGUUAUCUGUAUAUUGUUAUAUUUUGUUUAUUGUUAUUGAAAACAUUUCACAUCUAUUUAAAACAUUACUAAACAUGUUUUAUUUUAAUUUGUAAAUGUUUUUUGUAAUUAUUAAAUCUAUUCAAAGAUAAUAUACAAACUU